This is a messenger RNA of Arachis stenosperma, 525 nucleotides long. Its product is annotated as cytochrome P450 94C1-like. Gene Ontology annotation, molecular function: monooxygenase activity; iron ion binding; heme binding. Lineage: Eukaryota; Viridiplantae; Streptophyta; Magnoliopsida; Fabales; Fabaceae. The transcript has a single exon. The record is from RefSeq and is a predicted model, not a curated record. The coding region runs from base 1 to 525 and encodes 174 amino acids.
AUGUCAUGGACCACACACUUCCUAUAUCUUUGUGACUGGUACAUCCACCUCCUCUGCACUUCACCCACCAAAAGCAUCCACUUCCACGUCUUUGAUAACAUCACCUCCAACCUCGACAACGUCCACAACAUCCUCAAGACCAAGUUCUACAACUACUCUAAUGGCACGCCUUUCUCUACUCUCCGGCAAGCAAUAUUCUCCUUCGACAUCAUAUGCAAAUUCUCAUUUGAAAUAGACACCGAGUACUUUAUUCCUUCUUUUCUGGAGUCCAAGUUGGCAGACAGCUUCGACCUCGCAUCCAAGAUAUUACAACGAGCAAUGUCGCCGUUGCCGUUCAUAUGGAAACUGAAGCGAUUACUGAACAUUGGUUCGAAGAAGAAUAUGAAGGAAGCGAUCGAAGUGGUGGACAAUGUGGUCAUGGAGAUGUUAGGACAGAGGAGGAGAGAGAUGGCAACGAUGACGACGAGUCUUAACAAAUUAGACUUGCUAUCUGGAUUCAUGGGAUCCAUCGAAGAUGAAAACUAG